Messenger RNA from Helianthus annuus (common sunflower), 1107 nucleotides. RefSeq lists its product as uncharacterized. The transcript has a single exon. Lineage: Eukaryota; Viridiplantae; Streptophyta; Magnoliopsida; Asterales; Asteraceae. Bases 1 to 1107 code for a protein of 368 amino acids. The record is from RefSeq and is a predicted model, not a curated record.
AUGGCUAAAUAUCUCGGUGAUUUUCAAUUUGGGGUGGGUAUUCCUAGUGGGGCUGAGGCUGUGCUCCAUAGUGCGAACAGGUUCUUAAACGUGUUCCACUCGGAUGGGUCGUUGGCCAUGAUUACUGUUGAUUUCUCUAAUGCUUUCAACCUGGUGGAUAGAACCGCCCUUUUGUCAGAAGUUCGGACCCGAUGCCCGUCCAUUUCCUUAUGUGUGGAUUUUCUAUAUGGACAGCCAGCCAGAUUAUAUGUCGGAGACGAUCAUAUUUGGUCCACCACUAGGCUUCAGCACGGAGACCCCUUGGGGCCUCUUCUCUUUGCCUUAGUGUUGCAUCCCCUCAUUCAUCAGAUACGAGAUAGAUGCAAGCUACUCUUCCAUGCUUGGUACUUAGAUGAUGGUACGAUUAUAGGAGAUGCUAAAGAGGUAGCUAAAACUUUAGAAAUCAUCAGGACUAAGGGGCCUUGUUUGGGGCUUCAACUUAACGUCAAGAAAACAGAAGUUUUUUGGCCAUCAUGCAAUGGAGUUAAGGCGCAAAAGGGUUUGUUUCCUAGUGGGAUUGGAAGGCCGGUGUCGGGUGUCAAACUCCUCGGGGGCACUGUUAGUCGGGAUGCGGGUUUUAUUAGUAGGUUGGCCGUGAAAAGGGCAUCUUGUGCAGUAGAUCUGAUGAGUUAUCUUCCACAUCUGCGUGACCCUCAAUGCGAGCUCCUCUUGUUGCGCUCUUGCAUGGGUGUUGCGAAGUUGUUGUUCGGCCUCAGAACGUGCCAACCCACGUUUGUUGGGGAGGCUGUUUCGGUUUUUGACAAAGGCCUUCGGAUAGCUAUCGAGGAUAUUGUGGUUUGCAGGGGUCCGUUUUUUGGGGAUCUUCAAUGGAGGCUUGCAUCCCUUCCGACCCGUUUUGGGGGUUUGGGUUUAUGUUCGGCUGAGGAUGUAUCUACGUAUGCUUUCGUGGCAUCGAGGGCGCAAUCUUGGAGUUUGCAGGACCACAUUCUUCGGGACUAUGGUAUUGUCGGGUUAGAUUCUGAUUAUGUGUGUGCGUUGGAUUGCAUGCACACGUCCCUUCCAGAUUUCGAUAUUAGCGGUUUCUCUAAUAAGGACACCACCCCCUAA